Molecule: messenger RNA, 1079 nt
Organism: Scatophagus argus
Lineage: Eukaryota; Metazoa; Chordata; Actinopteri; Scatophagidae
Gene: nol12
Product: nucleolar protein 12
Exons: 6
Coding region: 65-763 (232 amino acids)
Cellular component (GO): nucleolus
Molecular function (GO): RNA binding
Source: RefSeq, a predicted model, not a curated record
CACAUUCAGAUGACGUACCAAUAAGAGAAGCCGGAAGUAUUGUUUGAUAAACUCACGUGUAAAGAUGAAAAAUAAAAAAAACCACAACGAUGCGUCCAAAAAGGCUAAAUUCAAGCCAGGAUCGAAAAAAAGGGAAAACAAAUGCAUCGUAAUGUUUGACGACAAAGACAGACAGGAAUAUUUGACUGGCUUCCAUAAGCGAAAAGUGGAAAGGAGGAAAGAAGCUGUGGCAGAAAUUCGAAAGAAAAUCAAAGAAGAACAGAUCAGAGUCAGAGAAGAAAGGCAUAAGGAGUACGUAAAGAUGCUGAAAGAGAGGAAAGAAGCUCUUGACGCUGCUGAAGAUGACCUGGAACAAGCUAUAACCAGCACAAGACAAUCUGUGCAGUACGAUCACCCCAACCACACUGUCACAGUGACAACCAUCAGUGAUCUUGACCUCACUGGUGCUCACCUGCUUGGACCUGCAGCUGAUCAGGUUAGUGGAGAGGAUGAAGAAAAAGAGGCAGAAGAAGAGGAGAAAACAAGUACAAUGCCAAGAAAAGCCAACAAUCCGAUCAUCAACAAAAAGAUCCGCUCCCUAACUGCGUCGCUCAACACUUACACCAGCAAACGGAAGAGGAAAGGGAAGCAGGAAGGCAGACGAGGACGAGGCCGUCCGACAGACAAGAGAGGCUUUGCCGCAGACAGUAAAAACAGACGUGGGAAGACCAGCAAGUGGCAGAGACGUAGAAACACUGGGAAAAGGGAGCAUUUUCAGGACUGAGUGUGUGGGUAGAGCAAUAUGUUGGAUUGGAGCUGUGGAGACACUUGACUUCUUCUGUCAGUGUCCUGCAGGCAAACAAAUUGGACUCUGGAGUAUUUGUGCUCCUUUGUGUCUGCAGGAGAAGUUUGUCCAGUGAACUUGUGCUGAUAUGGACACUCAGUGCUGGACCGUGUUGGACAGAUGUCAUGGUUUCCUGCCUUGUGUUCAAAAUUGUACAUCUUUCAAAACAAAACUGUUUUUGUAGUGUUACUUCUUAAAGAUAUGCAAGCUAUACUGUAUAAUUUUUAAUUCAAUAAAAGAUUGAUCUUGCAGAUAA